UACUUCAUAUGCAAGCUUCCGCAGCCGGCGAAGCAGCGGUGGCAGUCGAAGGGGCGACAGAGAUCUUCCCUGCGUGCGCCGAUCGUCUCCACAUCUCGUUGGCUGUGUUUGGCACCCGUCGUUGUCGUCGAGGGAGCAAAAAAAUCUGUGUUUCCACUUUUUUUUCGUUCUUUUUCCGUUUGCCGCUCAAGAACGUGCGCCGCAGCGGUGGUGGGUGUGUUCUGUGGGGGGGAAAAAACAUCCGCGACGUACUCACCCCCAGCACGGACGUGACGACAGCGGCGACUUCCAGCAGGACACACAGGCGUCAUACACAGAAAAGGCGGCAGAAUGGGGCUCGAGAACGAGGAGCGGCUGCUGCUGCUAGACCCGGGCACGGCCAGCGGUACGCGACCCAAGCGCACCAGUUACGGUGCCAAUUACAACACCGCCGCCAUGACAGCCGCCGGCGCCGCCUCCUCGUCGGCGACAACCGGCAGCUUCGACACCGCAGGGCCCGGAUGCAAGGACAAUGACAGGUGGCCGCGACCAAAGAAGGUCUCUUACUGGAAACUGUUUCGCUAUGCCACAGCGCAAGACAUUGUCCUGCUGUUCGUGGGCACGGUCUUCGCAAUCCUCCAUGGUGCCGGCUGGCCACUACUGGCUAUUGUGUUUGGUCACAUGACAAAUGCCUUCAUCCACCAGCAGCAGGCGGGCUUCUACGAUGGCGAAAGCUCAAACUUGACCACGCUGCCGCCUCCUCAGACCUUUGGGGAAGCAAUAAAGCGAAGUGGCGCACAGUCCAUUUUUGACCCUGUAACCAUCCUGGAGUACAACAUCAUCAUGAACAAGUUUGCACUCACUUAUGUCAUCAUUGCUGCUGUGGUCUUCGUGUCUUCAUUUGUACACGUGUGGUGUUGGACCAGAGCCUGUGAUCGUCAGCUGUACAGACUGCGGCAAGAGCUGUUCUACUCGCUCCUACGGCAGGAUGCAGCCUGGUUUGACCGGCACCGUGUCACUGAAGUUGCAUCAAGAAUGAAUGAUGACAUGGAACGUCUGCGUGAGGGGAUGGGUGACAAAAUGGGCCUCUUCAUCCACUACCUGUCCACCUUUGCAUCUGGCUUUGCCACAGGGUUUGUUGAGAGCUGGGAGCUCACCCUGGUCAUCAUGUCGGUCACACCACUGCUUGCCUUUGCCUCAGCAUUCCUGGGCAAUAUGGUGUCCCAAUCAGCUGCCAAGGAGCAAGAAAAGUAUGCACAGGCUGGGGCAGUGGCCCUGGAAGUUCUAAGCAAGAUACGAACUGUGGCUGCCUUCUGUUCUCAAUAUGGCGAGCUGCAGCGGUACAUGACUGCUCUAGAAGCGGGCAAGACUGCUGCAAGGCGCAAGUACGUAGCCAUGGCAUUUGGAUUUGGUCUGACGUUUGUGGUCCUCUACGGUGCCUAUGCACUUGCUUUUUGGUACAGCUCGGUUUUAGUAGCAGCAUCCAGGCUGGAUCCCGGCAGGGCGUUCAUUGUAUUCUUCGCAGUCAUGGUGGGCUCAUUCUCGCUGGGAAAUGCUCUGCCGCAGCUCAACAGCAUCGCUGUGGCACAAAUGGCGGCUGGUCGUGUCUUUGAAGUGAUUGACCGAAGGCCUGAUAUCGACUCAUACUCUGAACUUGGUGUGCAGCUAAAACAAUUCACCUCUAACCUCUCUUUUAAGGACAUCAGCUUUUUUUAUCCAAGAUGCCCAGGUCACAUGGUCUUGCGAGACGUGAGCCUGGAAGCCGGCGAAGGUCAAGUUGUGGCCAUCUGUGGGACAAGUGGCUCGGGGAAGAGCACACUACUCAACCUGGUUGUGCGCUUCUACGACCCCUGUUAUGGCGAGAUUACUCUGGACGGCGUGAACUUGAGGUCCCUGAGCGUGCGGUGGCUGCGUUCCAAAGUUAGCCUUGUGAGCGAGCGGACAACUUUGUUCAACUACUCCAUUGCUGAGAACAUCCAGUUUGGCCAGGAGGACACCACAAUGACUGAAGUUGUGGAGGCAGCCAAGCUAGUUGGCAUGCACGAGUUCAUCAUUAGCCUUCCUAAGGGUUACGAGACAGAGAUAGGUGAGCAAGGCUGCCAACUGAGUGAAGGGCAACGCCAGCGGUUGGCCAUUGCUCGAGCAAUGGUCAAGACCCCCCGUAUACUGCUUCUGGACAAUGCAACUGGUGCACUGGAUGCGGCCUCUGAAACCCACCUUCUGCGCACCCUUGCGAAGGGCAGUCCUCGGCGCACAACGGUGGUGGUAACACAGCGGCUGUCGACCUUACGAGAGGCAGACAUGGUGUACGUGAUGGACGAGGGCCACGUUGUGGAGCAGGGCAAACAUGAGGACCUGGUGGCAAAGAAAGGGUUCUACUUCCAGCUCAUGCUCAGCCAGCUCACAGAGAGUGAAGAUACUGAGGCUCCGGCACCUCCACCCGAGUCCUGUCGUCCUGCCUCAAGACAGGACGAAGAUGACGAAGAGGAACAGCUGCGAAGACGCAGGAAGGCAUUGCUCUUGGAAAGCAUCUCUCCAUUUGAUCGCGAGUGCAGUCGUCUCGCUGAUGACUUCAUCAAGGAGGAUGUUGAACUUCCAUCUGCCCGAAAGAUUUUGCAAAAGGCCCGGCCCGACUGUGGCUGGUUCUUUCUGGUCUCACUGGCUUCUCUUGUGGUUGGAGCAUCCCUGCCUGUCUUUGCAGUAUUCUACAGCGAAAUAUUCAAUACGUUCACCCUGGUUGGGCAAGAGAUGCAAGAUGCUGCUUUCUUCUGGUCCAUGAUGUUCCUGGUCCUGGCAGCUGCUAGUGGUCUGGGGCACUUCUUCAGGACGCUGGGUGUAGGCAUUGCUGGGGAGAACCUGACAUUCCGCCUGCGGGUCGCUGUGUUGGCCAACAUUCUGCGGCAACACAUGGGCUGGUUUGACGAAGAUUCCCACUCCUCGGCCAAACUGGCCUCUCGGCUAGCGAGUGACGUUCCUGUUGUUAAAACCGCAGCAGGCUACCGCCUGGCAGUAAUGUUCACAGCGCUCGUCACACUUGGAACGAGCUUGACACUGGCCUUUGCCUUCGGCUGGAAACUGGCCCUGGCCCUGGUGGCCAUUGUGCCCAUCCUGGCCUUGGCCGGUGGCCUGCAGCUGCGUGUUGAAAAGGCCUCCCAGCGUCGCGAUGCGCACCUCAUGGCUCAUGCUGUUCAAGUGACCACAGAGAGCAUAGAGAAUAUCAGGGCUGUUCAAGAGCUAAACCUGGAACCCACCUUUUUUGGCCUGUUCGUCAGCCACCUACUUGUGCCACUUAUAGAAUCGAAAAAGCGGAGCAUCCUGUUCGCACUCUCCUUCGCCUUCUCGCAAGGUGUGAUGUUCCUAGUAUACGGCUGUGCUUUUCGUCUGGGUGCCUUCCUGGUUACAAGGGGGGAGAUGGAAGCCACCAAUGUUUACAGGGUGUUCUUCACAAUGGCGUUCAGUGCGGUGUCUGUGGGCCAGUGGACUUCCAUGCUGCCCGACUAUCUCCGGGCCAGGCUGUCGGCUGGCCUAGUCUUCAACCUACUCGAAGCGGAGACUGAAAUCGAUGGUUACUCGGAUGGUGGCAUGCGGCCUGAGGUGAGCAGCCGAGUGUCCCUCAAGGGGGUCACCUUUGCCUACCCAAGCCGUCCGCAAGUCACAGUGCUCCAGGGGCUUGACCUUGAGCUAAGCCCAGGCGAGAUGGUGGCACUGGUAGGCGCCAGUGGCUGUGGCAAGUCCACCGUGGUCGACAUUCUUCUGCGUUUCUACGACCCCCAGUGUGGGCAAGUGUACCUGGAUGGCGUGGAUGUACGUGCAGUCAACGUAGGAUACCUGCGGCAAUGCAUAGUGGCCUGCGAGCCACGGCUGUCCUUAAUGGACCGCACCCUCGGGGAGAAUGUGGUGUAUGGCCUUGACCCCUCUUCCGGGGUACCCAGCCAGGAGGAGCUAGAAGAGGCAGCCCGCAUGGCACGUUUGCACGAUUUCGUCAGCCAACUCCCCUUGGGCUACGACACACCCCUGUGUAACUCUGCCAUGACACAGCUGUCAGAAGGACAGAAACAGCGAGUUGCGCUUGCACGGGCACUUGUGCGCAAGCCCCCCAUUCUGGUCUUGGAUGAGGCUACGUCCGCCUUGGAUGCUGAUGCUGAACAGGCUGUCUUGGAAGCAGUAAAAAAUAACCUGGGGGAUCGUGCCUGCAUCUUCGUGAGUCACCGCCUGUCUGCCAUCAAGGUGGCGGACCGCAUCGCAGUCAUGGACCAUGGUACUAUCAUGGAGCAGGGAACGCACGCGCAGCUUAUGCAGAUGCAGGGCGUGUAUCACAGGCUCGUAGAGAAAAGCCUUAUUUUGGCGUGACACAGGAAAAAGCUUACACACGCUAACAUAGAUUACGUGUUUGUCACAUCAACAGCCAUCAAUCAUCAUCAUUAUUGUCUACGAAGGAGGGGCACCAUAUUGCCAUUCGUAUUGCCACCAGAGGCCUUAUACGAAAGCUUGGCUCUUUACUGCGGUGCAUUUUUCUGAAACAACCAAGACUCAUAGAAGCUCCAUGCUACUCACAGUUACUCCCACUGUGCAAAUGUUGUGUUGUGCACUCCACUCACUGACAAUCUAAGAAUUCAAUGUGAAUGCUGCCCUCAAAACCACUGCAACUGCCCUCCAUACUGCUGCACUCCAUGCUGCUUCAUUCCAUGGUCUAUUUCCCGGGAGAUGCCGAUACUGAAAGAAAAUUCACAUAUGCUACAAAAUCACAUAAAUGAGCAAACAUAAUUGGCUGGCGCAUUUACACAAAUUUCUUUAGUGUUGAACAGUACUGUAUUCGCCACCGCAUUCUGUGGUUGUCACCCGCUUAUACAUUUAAGGUUUCUGGUAAGUAGCUGGAGCUGUGGGGCAUCACGUAGCAUGGAACUCUGUGGCAGAAUUUCUCUCACUGGGUCACCUGUGCACCUCGGGAAAGGAGACACACAGCACCAUUGUAUGUUUGUUUCCGACUGGUGGAUGCACUUAACACAAUGUGAUCUUUGGCUUCUGUUA
Molecule: messenger RNA, 5007 nt
Organism: Dermacentor albipictus
Lineage: Eukaryota; Metazoa; Arthropoda; Arachnida; Ixodida; Ixodidae
Product: ATP-dependent translocase ABCB1-like
Biological process (GO): transmembrane transport
Cellular component (GO): membrane
Molecular function (GO): ATP binding; ATP hydrolysis activity; ABC-type oligopeptide transporter activity
Source: RefSeq, a predicted model, not a curated record